Messenger RNA from Cydia amplana, 2104 nucleotides. RefSeq names its product glutaredoxin domain-containing cysteine-rich protein CG31559-like. The record is from RefSeq and is a predicted model, not a curated record. Gene Ontology annotation, biological process: sensory perception of sound. The transcript is spliced from 4 exons. The coding region runs from base 222 to 2090 and encodes 622 amino acids. Lineage: Eukaryota; Metazoa; Arthropoda; Insecta; Lepidoptera; Tortricidae.
AGAUAUUAACAACAAACAAUAUUCUAAAGUGGAAUUUCUUCUUUACAGGUCUGAACAAACAGCGCGCUAGAAAAACCGGUCAGCGGAUUAUUGACCCAGUCUCGAUCGGUCACCGGAACCAUUAUGCCUUACAUAUCCAUCACUAUCUAACGCAGCGGACCUGACUCGCAUUGCAACUGACAAACACCGUUACUUAAUUAUGCCAGUCUAAUAGUUCCACCAUGAUGGAAGACGUCUCGCCCCGCCCCAGCGUCGAGUACAUCCCGCCACUGCCACCUAAAGUCAAGCAGAAGGCCACUACGUUUACACAAAUAACUAGCGAUGAUACUAAGUUAAACGGUAACAUGGAUUCGAUCAGUUCGAUGCACUCACUCGUCCUUAAUUCUAAGCCUUCUGCAACGGUAUUCAUAGCGGCGACCCAGCCAGAACGGCCUGCAAGCACGUCUAGCUCGGACGCUCUAAACGGCCCACACGUGGUCACUAUCAGAAUUAACACAGACUCCGACAAACCGAAAGCACCUAAAAUCUCGAGCGUUCACCUCAAAAGCGAUGCAGACUUCGACGCCUUCAAACUCAACGACAUUUACAAGAAAAACAACAGCCUGGUCAGGCUCAAUGUCGAAGAUAGACCCAAGAUUUUAGAUGAAGAAUUAAAAACUGAUAAACCACCGUAUAUCUACUGCAGCUCCUACAUGAACUCCAAUAUAGUGAUGUCAAGUGGGCAGUGCUCGCCGAGCGACACCCUAGAUUCCGGAACCUGCAGCGACCUUGACGGCACACCACCUCCGCUACCUAAAAAGAAGCUCACGAAGUCUACAAAGAAAGUCUCUGUGACUGUAAUUAGUUCCACGAACGGCAGUCAUGAUGAAUAUGAAGACAACGAUUCUAACAUAUCGUGCGAUUCGCUUAAUAGUAGUGAGCUUAACGGAAGCGUGCACGCCGACGAAAACCAUAGCGAAAAUAGCAAAAACGAAAAGAAACAGAGUCCACCUGCCGCGCCGAUGAUGCCGGCCUUUGAAGCCAACACUAACAACAAAGACAACAGCUUUCUACCACAAGGUCUGCUCCAAGACAUUAGAGACCGUUCUGUCAAACUCAAUACGGUCGAAACUGAAAGCGAACCGGCCGAGCCUCUGGAAGCGAACCAGAAUAUUAAUGAAAAUGCUAAUUUAUCGAAAGAAAGCGCGCAACUAACGUCGUUCCGUCUAGUUUCUCAGUGUAAUAGUGAAGUGACGACUAAUUCAGACGGAGAUUCAUUACUGAACGUCUCUAAAACCCCUCUAAUUAGCGAAAGCACGUACGAGGAGCGCAAGAAGGAUAAAAUUAAACAAGAAAAAAUGUGUUACAGUAGCAAUUAUUUUGACGCGGACAAAUAUUACGACUUCCAUCUCAACGAGAAACAGUUCGACGAUGUUCAGUCCGUGAAAAGUGUUAGUGGUGUGAGUGUUAAAAGUGAUGAGUUAUCAGAAUUAGAAUAUUUUGCGGGAAUUAAGGAUUUCAAGAGUGAAGGGGCUCCUUCGACGAUAAGGAGUUCGAAAGGCACGAUUCGCGGCGUGAAAAAUCGCGUCCGAGCCGGCAUAGCAACAUUCCUCCAAAUCCAGAACACGACAAAGAGCUACAAAGAAAAAGACGCCGGCAAAGUGGUAAUCUACACCACCACCAUGGGCAUCGUCCGCAGCACGUACCAGCGCUGCAACCUCGUUAAGAAGAUCCUCAGGAACCUACUCGUCAAAUACGAGGAGCGGGAUGUGUUCAUGAGCACGGAGUAUCAAGAUGAGAUCAGAGAUAGGAUGAAGAGCGACCAGAUUCGAAUCCCGCAGUUGUUUGUAGAUGGCCAGUAUGUUGGGGACGCAGACACCGUGGAGAAACUAAACGAGAGUGGGGACCUCAGGAAAAUGCUUAAGCCUUAUAAGAGCCCCGACGCCUGCAAUACGUGUCAGAUGUGCGGCGGGUUCCGCCUACUACCCUGCAGAAUCUGCAACGGUUCCAAGAAGAGCUUACACCGCAACCACUUCACCGCCGAGUUCGUCGCCCUGAAGUGUAUGAACUGCGAUGAGGUAGGCCUCGUACGGUGUGAGGUGUGCUCUUGAAGCUGAGAACACGC